UUUCGUCAGUUACCGAGAUUUCUCUUGUGCGUCAGGUGGUGCAGCUUCCCGGCUGUGUUUCUAAAGUGUUUUGUGUCGUUUUAUGAUGUGUGGUGCGGUUAUGUGAUUUGAAUUCGGCCAUGGGUCUUAUGCCGCUGGAGUUUAAGGACUGUCUUACCGACAGUCCUUACUUUAGGGAAAAACUUCACGCUCACGAAAAAGAAUUAGAUCAGACGAAUAGUUCUAUAAAGGCUCUGAUCAAGGAAGUUAAGGAACUUUUUCAAGCCGCUCGAAACCUGUCUCGAGCGAAGAGGAACCUGAGCAAUAACUUGCAGCGUUUCAAGUUCGAAAUCAUCGGAAACAGCCAGACCGACGAUGAAAUCAUCAUCGGCGGAUCUCUCAAGGAGUUCGCCAAGAUCAUCGACAUGGUCGAGGACGAGAGGGAAAGGAUGCUGGACCGAUCCUACGAGCAGAUCAUCGUGCCCCUGGAGACCUUCCGAAAGGAAGCGAUCGGGGGCGCCAAGGAAGGUCGCAAGAAGUUCGAGAAACAGACGCAGAAGUUCUGUCAAUCUCAGGAGCGAUACCUCAACCUCUCGACCAAGAAGGACGAUCAAGUUCUGCAGGAAGCUGAUGCGUCGGUGGAAAUGGAACAGCGUUAUUUUGUUCAUGCCUCACUCGACUAUGUGUUUCUGCUGCAGGAGGUUCAGGAGAGGAAGAAGUUUGAGUUCGUCGAAACAUUAUUAAGUUAUAUGUAUGGUUGGCUGACAUUCUAUCACCAAGGCCACGAAGUAUUCAACGACUGCAACCCGUACAUGCGGGAUCUCCAAGUUAGAGUUCAAAGGACGCGUGAGAACUUCCUCGCCACGCGCCAAGAGUCUGUUACGCUAAAAAACAAGAUGCUGGAGGUGCGUAAGACGAAAUCAAUGGAUCCUGGCAACAUGGACAAAAUGUAUACCAGGCAGGGUUAUCUCUUCCUCAUGGAAAAAAAGGCAUUCGGUACUACGUGGACAAAGCACUACUGCCUAUAUCAGAAGGAGAACAGGGUAUUCACCAUGAUUCCUUACAAUCAAAUACAACAUAAAAUUCCUCUUGUAAAUCAAAGUAGGGGAUACAUUGACAGGACCUCAACUGAGACAAUUGUCUUGAAAUCUUGUAUACGUCGGAUGUCAGACAGUAUUGACAAAAGAUUCUGCUUUGAUGUAACUGCACAAGACAGAGCUGGCGUCCAGUAUACAUUGCAAGCGUUAUCUGAGGAGGAUCGUAAACUCUGGAUGGAUGCUAUGGAUGGGAAAGAGCCUAUGUAUGCUCAUCCAAGUGGACCGCCAGGAUCACAGGAAGAGACUUGUUUAGAUGAUGUAGGUUUAAACUUCUUAUCCAAAGCAAUAUCUAUGUUAGAAAGUAGAGGUUUGGAAGAUCAGGGUCUUUACCGGUUAGUAGGUGUAGGGAGUAAGGUAACCAAGUUACUUGCCUUGGGACUGGAUCGUCGAAAAGCUGAGAAGUUAGUUUUAGAUGAUCCAGCUGAGUGGGAGGUGAAGACAAUAACAUCUGCCAUCAAGCAGUACUUCCGUAAUCUUCCAGAGCCCCUCAUGACGUACAAGCUUCACAGUGCCUUCAUUGCUGCUGCCAAACAAGACCGGCUCUUUCAGAGAGUGAAUGAGAUCCAUGUUUUAACUCACAAACUGCCAAAGACAAAUUUUUUAGUUCUUAAAACUCUAAUUCAGCACUUAGCCAAUGUUUCUAACAAGAGUGAGAAAAACUUAAUGACUGUUAGUAAUCUUGGUGUUUGCUUUGGACCAACUUUACUCAGACCAGAAGAGGAGACAGUGGCUGCCAUAAUGGACAUUAAAUUCUGCAACAUAGUUGUUGAAAUACUUAUUGAACAUUUUGAUAAGAUUUUUAAUAAUGUUCCUGAGCCUGUUGUGGAUGUUGGUCGCAUUGGAGAUACCUCAGGACCACACAGACAGACACCACCUAAAUCCUCACCACCUCCACCUCUCCAAAAUCAAACAGGCAGUGCUUCCCAGCCAGUCAAUCACAACUCUAACUCAUCUGCACCUGUAUCAAACACUAAACAUCCACCAGUUUUACAGAAGGUUGUGACAUCCUUUACUACAAGUGAACCCCAAACAGUGCAUUUUGGAGCUCCAGGUCUUCCUUCACACAUGCAGCGAUCUGAUGCGCUUUCAAAUCUGAAGACACAGACAACUGGAUCAGGUGUAGGGACAGGACUACGCUCUCACACAUCCAGUGUUUAUGCUAAUGUACCCCCACCACCUUCUGCCACUCAUGUCUGGAACAAUGCACAGUCUAUAUCUAGUCUUAAUUCAGGUUUGAAUCCGGGGCAUAAUUCUCAUAGCUCCCUCGUCUCCUUAACUUCAGUCGUUGGUGGUUCUGUUGGAUUAAGUGGUUAUUAUGAAAGCAUAACUAAUAACCGACCUGCCAGGCCUCCAGCACCUACAAAUGGUCAAGCAAGAGGGGGUGGAGCAUUAUCAUUUGUCAAUCCUCUUUCGGAUCGUAAUGAUGGUGUUCAGAGCACAAGUAGCUCUAGUGAGUCUUUAUCUUCAAGAUCUUCAAGAGAGCUCACACAGCCACCAUCCAACUCUCUGUCAUCUUCUCCACAGACAAGUAAGAGGUUUCCUCCCCAUGUUAUGGCACCCCAUCAAAUGGGUGCUAAUGGUCCUCAUCGAGACGUCCGUGUGCAGCAAUCAAAUUAUUAUUCAUAUAACAACAGCAGUGCAAGAUUAGGGACAGCCUACCCACCAACAUAUCGCCAACAUAUGGAAACUCUGUGCAAGAGACAAUCUCUGGAGUACCUCUACUCAUCUAUGAAUUCAAUCAGUGGAUCACAGUCAACAUCAAGUCUUCUGGCUCCUACUGGUUCUUCACCUCCCUCCUCUACUUCUAAUGGAACUGCUAGUUCUCCGCCAAGCAGGCGGGUGAGGACGUUAUAUGCAUGUGUCGGUGAGAAUGAGUCAGAGCUUUCUUUUGAGCCCAAUCAAAUAUUAAGCAAUGUGCGACCAUCACGCGAGCCUGGUUGGCUUGAAGGGACACUCAAUGGAAGAACUGGCUUAAUACCAGAAAAUUAUGUUGAAGCAAUAGAUGAUAAUCCACCACCACCCCGACUUAUAUCCCAGCGAAACACUGACGUUUAACCCAAGUGAAGAAGUGCAUAGAGUGAAUGUAAUUACACUUUGUAAUAUAUAGUAUAGUGUCUUGUCAUUGUGGCACUGUAUACAAUUUUAUUGACAUAAAAAGGUGUGUGAUUGGAAUGUGGCCGCAAAAUGCAGUAAUUUAAAUGAAAAUAGGAAUACUAAGUCAUACAUAUUAAUGAAAAGUCUUUCUUUCAAUUGCAAUGUGAGCCUAAAUGCCUCCAAAGUAUGAAUGUAUAUAAGAAAUAGCCUGUCAACUACCCAUGUUUUUAUUAUUUAUUUUUAUCUUUAAUUGAAUGGGCACCUGGUUGAGAACCUAGACUCAGAGGGCAGCCAGAGAAAUUAUUUGGCCUCCUCCUUCUGAUCAUGUAUUGGUAGUCAUGAAUGUGUCACCCAUCAUUCAUCUUCAGGUAUAUUGUAAUUUCUGUGGUCAUUAUGUAAGUUAAUAUAGUUUUUAGCCCAUGUUGUUGACUAGGCCUUUUUAAGAUCUAAACUCCAUGAUUUUGGUUUAAUUUUUAUUCUUGCUUAUAAUGGUUACAGAACACUUGUUCAUGAAGCACAACUUCUUUUGUUUUACCUGUAAACCAGGAACUUGCAUACCAUCAAUCCUACGAGUGACUAAUUUAUCAUGGUACAGGUGCAGUGGUUUAUUGGUGUACUGCAGAUGGAUUAAAUGUCAAAAUGGUCUCGGUUAAAUAUGUACUCUACAAAUUUAUUGGUAGAGACUGAAAGGGGAAAAUCAUGAUGAAAAAUUGGUGCUUCAGAAGUUAAGAGCUUGUUUGUAAUAUUGCUGCUUAAAUCAAUAAUAAAAUAAUCCUAAGUUAAGCAUACAAUUAAUUGCUAGAUGCUUAGUUGAUAUAUGGAGACCAGAACUAAUAAUUUAAAUUCUUUAACACUGAAAAAAAAAUGGAGGAACUCAACAACUAUGGAGGGUACAGAAUUCAGUUUCCAAAAUAAAAACAAUUAUAUUAAUAAGUUUUGUUAGAUGGAGGUAAUCUUCCAAUGAUUUUUUAUUUGUUAAACUAACAUCAGAACAAUGAGCUUCUACAGAAACCAGUCAACAGAAAACCCUGUUGUCAACUAAAGAAUAAUUUUGCAAGUUGCCUUCUUCAGUGAAAACUUUAAAUGGCAUUUUUUGUUUGUAGGAUGCAAGUAGGCUUGAUAUUCUUUAUGAGAGAUGUAUAAUUUUAUAUAGGUGGUAUACAUUAAUUGUAUUGAUGUUCUUCUUUCUUUAAUAAUUAGUAGUAGUUUGUGUAGCCAAUGUAAAUUCUUAAAUUACUUGGGUUAUUGAAAUACCACUCCUUUUACAAUUGUUGGCUGUGAAAAUACUACUCCUUUUAUAAACAGGGGCUCUCUGAUUAUGUUCUGCUUUAUCAAAUAGGUUAAAAAUAUAGCCAAGAUAACCUCCAAACCUGGAGUUACAGGAGUGCAGUAUUCUUAUGUAAUGAUAUUGGUUUCAAUUUUGAAGUAUUUUUUGUAGAAGCCUGUGUUUCAAUAUUAAAAGAAAGUUAACUAAAAAAAAUAUGAAAGGGAAACAUCAAGGAAAUGCUUUGUAUACGUCCCUUUUAACCUCUUCCAUAUAGCUGUCUAAUUAUAGUGCUUCAGUUUUCAUUUGUCAAUUGAAAUCCUUUGGGUGAGCCCUGUAAGAGUCUAGACCAGCAACUCAACAGUCUGGUUAACUCUUGUAAUUUAUAAAUCCUCACGAUCUCGCAAGUCAUCAAUAACUUAUAAAAAUUCCAAUCUAAAAAAAAAUGUGAUUGAAUGGAUGUUAGCAAAAAUAUCUUUUGAACUCUUCAGUUCAAUAUUCAAAUCUCUGAAGUGGUAAAUUAAGGGUGAAAGUUUUCACAUAAAGAAUCCAUUGCACCUACAUUUAGCAAAAUGUCGGAUUUAUGUAUACCAGUGUUUUCAGGUUUGUAAAGUGUUGGUGUGUGCUUAUUUGUAUGUAGAAUAUAAAAGCUAAAAUGCUUAAGUGUCUCCUCAUUUAAAGUAGUUACAUUGUUUUACAGCAGCAACCAAGGAAAAUUAAUGUGAUUAUAGUGUCAUAAUGUUGAACAUUCAUCCCAUGCAACUUUUUUUCUUCUUUGUUAUUGUCUGGAACAUUAGGUGCAGAAGUUUCUUUAGCCCAUUAUUAUGCUUCAUUUCUUCCUACUUGUAUUCCGGUUUCUCAAAAUUGUUAAGUAAAUACAUUUUUUGUAUGAUAGUUAUUACAGUUAGUUAUUACAGUAAAAUGUCACUGGAGGAUUAUAAGGCAAUUUCAGCUAAUAAAAAUUGACAGUGUGCCAUGUUUUAUAGAUGCAAUAAUACACGAUGUUUCUGAACAGUCGUAAUCCAAAUUUUAAACAUAUCUAGUAUUGUAUGAACGAAUGAGUGAACAUGGGAGAAUGGAUAAUGUAUAGAGUGAUAACCUAGUCUGCACUAAACCUGAGGGAUGCAUAUUUUACAUAGUUUUGUAUAUUUGUAAAUAUUGUUCAUUUUACAUUCUAAAGGAGUACUGUACCUAUUCACUGUACUGUAUUUGUCUUUAAGCCAUAUGAUUUUAUGUGUUUGUCUGGUUUUGCUAAUGAUUUCGUAAUUUUAAACAAGUGCUGAAUCAGAAAAAGACAAGUUUUAGUUUAGACUGUCCUCUGCCAUGCAUGAUUUUCAGUGUUUGUAUUAUAAUGUGAAUAAUUAGUCUUAUUUAGAUAGCCUAUUCAUUAUGACUAGGUUUUUUAAAUGGAGCUAGUCAUGUGUAAUGAUCCAAUACAACUUGGAUUAUGGUAGUUUUAAAGAAAACAAUUAUGGAUAAUGGUGAUCAUGCUGUAAUGGACAUUCCCAAAGGUGUGUAUUAAAUGAAUAUGUCUGCUGUGUUAAUCAAUCCUAAAAUGUUGCAGUGAUUUUGUUUAAAAGUUCCUUUGGUUAUCUUUCCGUUGUCUUUGUAUUUCAGAUUUCUAUACACAUUCCAUAUAAUUGUGAACUCUUGAUGCAAACAUAUAGCUUACAGUGUCAAAAAUGUUUUUUUUUUUUUGGGUGGGGUAAGGGCUGUCAGCUUACCAAGGUGAUUCACAAAACACCUUUAUUUUCAUAAUAUUAAACCUGACAGUACAUACUGCACAGAAAAAACUAAAGUGAUUUUUUAUGAAUUUCACUUGCCACAACUCAUGCAGGUGAAUUGAAAUACAGCCACAAAUAAUCAAUAAAACUGAUACUACUAGUGCAUUUUGUAAAUUAGGUUGUCAUGCCAAGCUCUGGGAAAAAUGCAGUUUAUGAAUUAAUUAGUUAUGGAGUUUUGCAAAGGCCCCAGCCGUAUCCCAAAUACUUAUAGUCAAAUAAUUGGGCAGUGUAUUUGAAGUAUAUUCAGAAUAAAAUCCCACCAUGAAUAUGUUUCUUUACAACAAAAUUCUGUAUUCUCUUAAUUUAUUUUGAAAAAUAUUAUUUGUCCGACUGUGUACUUUAUAUAAAGUAAUGUUUAGAAUGAUUAAAAUUAAAAUAUUUUAAAUAAAAUAUUUAAAAUCAUUUACAGUAACCCACAUUACAAGUGCCCUCUCCCCUUUUAUACAAACUUGAGGGAUUUCAGGCAUCAAAAUUUCUUCCUUAAAACAGAUUGUAUGUUUAGAAAAUGUCUUUGUUCAAAGUCAUUAAAUUUUCAUUGGAGAAAUUAUCAUGGGAAUGUAAAUACAAUAGUUAUAUACGUAAGUACAAUUUUGUUGUACUUGUGAUUAUCAUAAGGCAUUAAGCUUCAUCAUCAAAGCCAAGAAGAAUCAAGAGUUUACAAUAUUAAAAUCAAGCACUUACAGUUUUUACUAUUGUUAAUUUUGCAAGCUUUUCAUGCAAUUUUACAGUGAAUAUUGGCAAACCUGGACCUAGACUGAUGUAUUAAAUCCUCUCUCAACUACCUAGUCAAAAUAUAUGCUAGAGCAUCUACUAUAAAUAUGUUAAUAGCCUUAAUUCUAGAUUUUGAGUUGAAGGAUUUAGAUUAGCCGAGUCUAGGUAUCAUGAGAAAAUGGCAGAAAUGUAAUGUUUUUAUAAUGAGUGAUGGAAAGUGACUCAUGAGCUUUAAAUGGAUUUGCUCAAAAAACUUACUCUUGGACAUGCAAAUGCCAAAUUUACAUGGCAACUGGCUGUAAAUGGGAGAAAUAAGGAGCCAUAUAUGUAUAUCUUUAAACUGACAACAUAUUUUGAUAAAUUUCACAUUCCAUUAGGAUGUUCCUGCAAUAUAAUCAAUCAAAAUAAUGACUGUUUUUGUCUUGUAAAUUACUUUUUAAAUGGGAUUUGUAAAUACUAUAACUGUUUAUUUGUAUAUUUUAAGGUGCAUUACGUUAAUGCAGAAAAUUACUAGCCAAUACUUUAACCACAGUUUAUUUAUGAUUUUUCAUUCCUGUUUUACUGCUAAAUAAUAAGAUUACCAUUUCCUUGACUGUUGAAAAGGUAAAAAAAAAAAAAUGAAUAUAUAGAAGGGUACCAAACAAGAAAUAUGUGCUAUUAAAUAUUGUUCCCCGGUUAAAUUUCUUUUAUAAUUAUGUACUUCAUUAUAUAAAAUUCUAUUCUUUUUUAGAAACUAAGUUUUUGUAAAUAAAUAUUGUUGAUAAGACUAAUAUGCACCAUGAUUUGUAUAUAAUAGGAUAAAUAUAAGGAUGCAUAAAAUGAAUAUUUUAAAAUAUAUGUCUAAAGAA
Messenger RNA from Macrobrachium nipponense, 7777 nucleotides. RefSeq names its product rho GTPase-activating protein 26-like (gene Graf). The transcript has 23 exons. Bases 120 to 3131 code for a protein of 1003 amino acids. Gene Ontology annotation, biological process: signal transduction. Gene Ontology annotation, cellular component: cytoplasm. NCBI's taxonomy places the organism in Eukaryota, Metazoa, Arthropoda, Malacostraca, Decapoda, Palaemonidae. The record is from RefSeq and is a predicted model, not a curated record. Gene Ontology annotation, molecular function: protein binding; GTPase activator activity.